GGUACCGUCAAAAGACACUGGGAAUAUUUCUGUCAGCACAGUAGAAUGAAAAUCUUUGGAAAUAAAGAAACUGACCAAAGCAAUACAGAAAGUGAGGCAAAAUUUGAUUUUACAGUCAUGUCCUACAAUAUACUCUCACAGAAUUUGUUAGACGAUAACUCCCACCUGUACAAACACUGCAGGCAACGAUUGUUAAUCUGGACAUACAGAUUUCCCAACAUUCUACAAGAAAUCAAACAGCUGGAUGCAGAUGUACUCUGUUUACAAGAAGUCCAAGAAGACCACUAUAGAACAGAGAUCAAGUCAAGUUUGGAAUCUCUCGGGUAUCACUGUGAGUAUAAAAUGAGGACAGGGAGAAAACCUGAUGGCUGUGCUAUUUGCUUCAAAACUUCCAAAUUUAGCCUGAUCUCAUCAAACCCCGUGGAAUUUUUUCGCCAUGAUAUUCCACUCUUGGACAGGGACAACGUUGGACUGGUGUUGCUUUUGCAGCCUAGGUUUCACUGUAAAACUAAUGCUGCAAUCUGUAUAGCCAAUACGCAUCUGCUGUAUAACCCAAGGCGAGGGGACAUCAAACUGACCCAACUUGCAAUGCUUCUGGCGGAGAUUGCUAGUGUUGCCCCCCAGAAGGAUGGUACCUUCUGUCCAAUUAUCAUCUGUGGUGACUUCAAUUCUGUUCCUGGUUCUCCAUUGUACAGAUUUAUAAAGGAAGGAAAGUUAAAUUAUGAAGGACUUGCUAUAGGGAAGGUCUCUGGACAAGAACAGUUUCCAAGGGGACAAAGAAUCUUAUCUAUUCCAAUUUGGCCAAAAAAAUUAGGUAUUUCACAAAACUGUGUGUAUGAAAUAAAACAUCAAAAAAAAGAAGAAAAUGCAGGAGAAAAAUUGGAAGCAGCAAAACUGGACAAUACUCAGGAGAUUGUAGCAGCAUCUGAAAAAUUGUCUUCAAAAUUGCGGCACCAUUUUAAAUUGUCUUCAGUCUAUUCCCAUUACUUUCCUGAAACUGGGAUACCAGAAGUAACAACUUGUCACUCCCGAAGUGCUGUCACUGUGGAUUAUAUUUUCUAUUCUGCAGCAAAUGAUGAUACUGCUGCCCAGCCAGGAGCGGAGGAUUCUUUUCAUGGAGGUCUGAAACUUCUUGGCAGGCUGGCACUUCUAACAGAGAAAGAUCUUUGGACUGUUAAUGGUCUUCCCAAUGAAAAUAACUCUUCUGACCACCUGCCAUUGCUAGCAGAGUUCAGGCUUAUUGAACGGUAAUAUCCAAAGGACUUUUUGUGUAGGUAAAGUUACCUUCACCUUCUCUCUUCCUGUGAUUAUUAUUAUUUUUUUAAAGGUUAAUUCAAGCACUGCUGGUCCGGUUUAAAGAAGUUUGCAUGCAUGCUGAUUUGUUAGUGUUGUGUAAAGUAGACUUUUUAAAGAAACUUUUUUUUUAAACGUUUAAAUUACUUUAUGAAGUCUUUAAGGCAAAAAGAAAAGAUUUUACAUUAGCUUCCUCUUUGAUAAUGGAAAACAUCUGUGCCAGUCUCAAAAUGGCAUUAUUUUUCACAGAGAUGCUGUAAACGGUUUUUAUUGUAAAUGAUAGUAAAACUGAUUAUUCUCUGAGAACUGUGUGCUUCUUCAAGUAAAGGGGAGUGAGUUUGUGUGCAUGCCACACUUUAUAAUGAGCUAAAAGUAAUGUUUUACCACAAAGUUGCUCUGUAGACACUUUUAUCUAAAUGCUUCUGCAAAGGAAUUUCCUCAGUUACCUAGAGUGUAGUCAGUGCAGAGGCUGCAAGACUGGACUUCUAAAGGAAGAAGAUAACUUUGCAGUAACCCAUAUAUUUGUUACUUCUUUAACUUCUAAAAGCUUAAAUAUAGGUAGCAUUCCCUGGAUUCUUUUUAAAAGUAUUUGAAAUAAAGCCAAGUUUAAUGAGCAUGAAAACUUAUA
This is a messenger RNA of Gavia stellata (red-throated loon), 1921 nucleotides long. RefSeq names its product angel homolog 2 (gene ANGEL2). Gene Ontology annotation, molecular function: 3'-5'-RNA exonuclease activity; mRNA 3'-UTR binding. Gene Ontology annotation, biological process: 3'-UTR-mediated mRNA stabilization. Lineage: Eukaryota; Metazoa; Chordata; Aves; Gaviiformes; Gaviidae. The transcript has 7 exons. The record is from RefSeq and is a predicted model, not a curated record. Bases 46 to 1251 code for a protein of 401 amino acids.